AUGCGCGCAAGCAUCGGAUCGUUGAACAAAGACGCUGGCACGGCACUUCACAUCUCCGCCUGGAACGGGGACCACGCCAUGUCUCACAUGCUGAUACGCGCCCGCGCACGCGUCGAUGCGGUGAACAAACUCGGAUACACGCCGCUGACGGCGAGUGCGAGAUUUGGGCACGUCAUGGUGACGGUGGUGCUGCUGAUGGAGAGGGCAAACGUGAACCACCGCCUGCUCUCUGGCGAUACACCUCUGUUCAAAGCGGCCGAAGUUGGAAGCCUUGAGACGGUCAAUGUGCUUCUCAGAGCCAAGGCGAACCCGAUGCUGAGCCGGGAGAAGGAUGGCCAUUUCGAGGCCAUGACCAUCCUGCUAGAUGCCGGGGUGGUGGACAGCGGCGAGGCUCUCUGUGUCAUUUGUAAAUUUGGUUGCGAGGAAGCCGUAAAAAUGCUGACGGAGCGACGCGCGGGUGACAUGGAAAAGUACGCGCGAUGUAGGGCGUACGCCGGCAACAGUCAGGGGAUCAGCCCGACAACAUGCCUUUUCCACCCGAACUCAUUGAGGCCUUCGUCACGCAGAGUCAUGAGGCGUUUGCUUGACGCCAGAGCGGAAAUGGAAACCUAUGGUCCGAUUGCUCGGUGCAGAGGCAACCAGCUGGUGGUGUUUCAAGACCUCGAGCAGUACGCGGACUAUCUCAUCGACGAGGUUGAAUGCACAGGAGGCAACGGUAGCGACGCCUCUCUACACGGGCUGAAAGGCUUGCGCUCUCUGUUGUUUCAAGAGGAGGCGGUUCAUGCGGUCUCUUGGCUAUGGGGCUUGGUCCCAGGGAUCAACACCAAGACCGAGAUAUUUUCGACGACGCCCAUUCGCUGGAAGAGGACAACGCAGCCGCGUGUGCUCUCGGCGGCGCUCACCAGGGUUGAGUAGACUUUUGUAUACAAUUUAUGGAGGGAGAGAGACAUGAUCGAUCCCACUUCUUCCGCUCAUUGUUCCGAUUUGUUCGCCGCCGAAGCAGGCGAUAGAUGGAGCUCGGUCGCGUUGUCGCGCGAGAGUUACAGCAUUACGCAUCUACGUGAUGGUAGAUCAUUGGCACCAAUGUCAACGUUGCGCUUGUAGAUUUCACGGGGCCCCAUGCAUCUCCAUACACACCACCAAACUUCCAGCUGCGAACCCCAGUUUAUUUUUUUUCAGCCGGUGC
Molecule: messenger RNA, 1186 nt
Organism: Ectocarpus sp. CCAP 1310/34
Lineage: Eukaryota; Phaeophyceae; Ectocarpales; Ectocarpaceae
Source: the annotation of a GenBank genome assembly